This is a messenger RNA of Punctularia strigosozonata HHB-11173 SS5, 1563 nucleotides long. It is a transcript of the gene Pslcc7, whose product is annotated as laccase. NCBI's taxonomy places the organism in Eukaryota, Fungi, Basidiomycota, Agaricomycetes, Corticiales, Punctulariaceae. The record is from RefSeq and is a predicted model, not a curated record. The transcript is spliced from 20 exons. Gene Ontology annotation, molecular function: copper ion binding; oxidoreductase activity. Bases 1 to 1563 code for a protein of 520 amino acids.
AUGGGACGCUUCCAACUCUUCAACGUCGCUGCUGCCCUGCUUUCGUUCGUUGGCAACUCGCUUGCUGGUAUCGGCCCCGUCGCCACGAUUCCCAUCGUGAACCGCAAUUUAUCGCCCGAUGGGUUCCAACGCUCGACUGUGCUUGCCGGCGGUACCUUCCCUGGACCAACAGUCACAGGGUUUAAGGGAAAUGAGUUCAAGCUCAACGUCGUAAACCAAUUGCAAGAUGUCACCAUGCUGAAGUCGACCUCAAUUCAUUGGCAUGGCUUCUUCCAGAAGCAUACCAAUUGGGCUGAUGGACCCGCCUUUGUGAAUCAGUGUCCAAUCGCUACAGGACACUCGUUUUUGUACGACUUCAAGGUUCCAGAUCAAGCUGGGACGUUCUGGUACCACUCGCAUCUCUCCACGCAAUAUUGCGACGGGUUACGGGGCGCAUUUUCUACGAUCUUCUCGAUCCGCACAGACUUUUACAGCACCAUAAUCACACUCGCGGAUUGGUACCAUGCAGUUGCCCCCACCAUUGCAGUAGGUGUCGCGGAUUCCACCCUGAUUAACGGACUCGGCCGUUAUGCAGGUGGACCGUCGUCCCCUCUUGCUGUUGUUCACGUCAUUAAGGGUCUCCGCUACCGCUUCCGCCUUGUUUCGAUUUCAUGUGAUCCGAACUUCACGUUUCAAAUCGACGGUCACAAGUUCACGAUCAUCGAAGUGGACGGCGUCAAUACGCAACCCCUUGUCGUGGAUCAAAUCCAGAUUUUCGCCGGCCAACGGUAUUCGAUUGUGAUGAAGGCGGACCAACCUAUCAACAACUACUGGAUUCGCGCGAAUCCCAACAAUGGCGCAGCGCAAGGAUUUGCCAAUGGUAUCAAUAGUGGUAUCCUUCGCUAUUUGGGCGCCUUGCCUCGUGAACCCACGACCCCGCAAGACACGCCCCAGGCACCUCUUGUAGAGGCUAACCUCGUCCCUUUGGAGAACCCUGGAGUCAUAGGACGCAAGUGCGUCGAUUGCGCGGAUGUCAAUUACAAUCUGAAACUGGACUUCAACCUGCAUGGUGACUUCAAGUUCGAUAUCAAUAACGUUACAUUCGUGCCUCCGACUGUGCCCGUGUUGCUUCAAAUCCUAAGCGGAGCGCAGACCGCCAGUCAGCUACUACCGACUGGAAGCAUUUAUCCAUUACCGAAGAACUCCAGUAUCCAGCUAUCACUUCCUGCGGGGACAACCGCUCCGAGUGCUGGCGGACCCCACCCGUUCCAUCUUCACGGGCAUAACUUUGAGGUCGUGAGAUCCGCCGGGCAAAGCACGUACAACUUCGACAAUCCUCCUCGUCGCGACGUCGUCAGCACGGGUGUUUCUGGUGACAAUGUUACGAUUCGGUUCUUCACGGACAAUGUCGGUCCUUGGUUCCUGCAUUGUCAUAUCGAUUGGCAUCUCGAGGCUGGCUUUGCGGUAGUCAUGGAUGAAGCUCAAAGCGAUGUCAAGGCACAAGUUCCGGUUCCCGCUGCCUGGGACCAGCUUUGCCCAAUCUACGAUGCACUUAACCCCACACAGAUUGGUGGCAUCAACUGA